Messenger RNA from Argiope bruennichi, 7347 nucleotides. It is a transcript of the gene Utx, whose product is annotated as lysine-specific demethylase 6A-like. Gene Ontology annotation, biological process: regulation of gene expression. Gene Ontology annotation, cellular component: MLL3/4 complex. Lineage: Eukaryota; Metazoa; Arthropoda; Arachnida; Araneae; Araneidae. The coding region runs from base 371 to 4471 and encodes 1366 amino acids. The record is from RefSeq and is a predicted model, not a curated record. The transcript is spliced from 29 exons. Gene Ontology annotation, molecular function: histone H3K27me2/H3K27me3 demethylase activity; RNA polymerase II cis-regulatory region sequence-specific DNA binding; chromatin DNA binding.
UUUUCAUUCCAAAUUCUGCGUAAUUCGGCUGAAUUUUAUUUCAAAUUUCGGCGCUUUUUUAUUUAUCAAAAUAUUUGUUCCUUCCUUGUGUUAAAGAGUAUAUUUAAUGUGAAUCUAAGCUUUCUUGGGUCGUGAGAAAUAUUAUAUAACAUAGUUUGUUCCAGUAAUUUUUCUUUUCGAAAGAAUUCUUAAAUUUGAAACUAAGAACAUAAUAGUGUAUUAAGAAUGUGUCACUCGAAUAUUAUUGGACUUUUAUACCUGUCAAAUAUUACAAAUCAUUCCAGUUGAGUUUUUAAACAACGGAAACUCUCUGUAAUGUUGAAAUAUUUUAAAAACUGAAGCGUGUUGAUGCCGGCAUAUUUCUGCAAAUAUGAAUACUGAAGAGUCAGGAAAUGAAGGAACAAGUUUAUUCUCUCAAGAAGAAUUGCAGAUGCUGUCAGAAAUUGAUAGCUCUUUGUUUGGAUUCUUAAAAUAUAACAGACCUGAGGAUGCCAAGAAAAAAGCUUUGAUGAUUAAGGCAAUCAGAUGUCUUGAAAAAUGUUUAGCGAAAGAUUUUCGGAAUAAAGAAAAUGAUCCAUCUGCUGUUAAUCAGAAUAAUAUUGAAAACAUUUCUGAUAAAUUACCAAUAAUUCAUACUGAUGAUGCUUUACAAGAGGAAAGUAAUUCAUCAACUCAGGCAAAAUCCACUAAAACAAAGACUUUGUCUAAAGAAGAAAUACAUGUUAGAAUCUUUCGUAAACUUGGCCAUUUCCAUUUACUCUUAGAAGACUAUGCUAAAGCUCUCUCAGCAUAUCAAGUACAUUUACAGUUGAAUGAGGACCACUGGAAGGAUAUUCCUUUUAUGUAUGGACUGGGAAUGGUGUAUUUCCAUUUCAAUGAAUAUUACUGGGCUGUAAAAACAUUUCGGCAUGUUUUAUAUUUGGAUCCUGGAUUUACCAGGUCCAAUGAAUGUCAUUUGAGAUUGGCUGUUAUGUUCAAACUUUUACAGGACUAUGAAUCAGCACAUAGACAUUUUCAGUUAGUUCUUGCAGAUUCUAGUCCUUGCUCUUUAUCCAGAGACGAAAUUGCUUUUCACAUUGGACACUUAUUUGAAGUUCAGGGUAAACAUAAAGCAGCAAAGGAAGCUUACGAACAGCUUUUGGAGCAAAAAGAUAUAUCGCCUGUCUUGCGAGCAGAAACAUGCAAGCAAUUAGGGUGGAUGCAUCAUACUGUUGAAGCUCUUGGUGAGAAAGCUCAAAGACAAACUCUUGCUCUUCAUUAUUUGCAAAAAUCUAUAGAAGCAGAUCCUACAAACGGUCAAAGUCUGUAUUUCUUGGGUCGUUGCUACGCUAGUCUGGGGAAAGUACAUGAUGCCUUUGUAUCUUAUCGUAGUUCCGUUGACAAAGCGGAGGCUAAUGCAGAUACAUGGUGCUCAAUAGGGGUAUUGUACCAGCAGCAAAACCAGCCGAUGGACGCUUUACAGGCUUAUAUUUGCGCAGUUCAAUUGGAUAAAAAUCAUACGCCAGCGUGGACUAACUUGGGUAUACUUUAUGAAAAUUGCAAUCAACCCCAAGAUGCUUUAAAGUGUUACGUUAAUGCAAAUACUGGAAAAGGUCCUAUAAAUCCUAAUCUUGCAUCCAGAGUGAAAAUUCUUCAAAAUCAAUCGUCAAGUCCUCCUUCUGGUAACAACAGCCAAAGGCAAUCUAAACUGCCAUGUAUUGAAGAUGCUUGGAAUUUCCCCAUAUCACAAGAGAUGGCAUCAAGGCAGAAUGCAGCUACGCAAGGACAGAUAAGUCGCGUUAAUUCAACAAAUCAAAGGCAAACGUAUAGUAGAUCCGAAACUCCAGUUGUUGCAGGACAGGGUCCUCCAAGUCAAGUACAGCCGCAGCAUAUUCAUAUAAGGCCUACUUCUCUGAUGGGUUCUUCACAGGAACAACCGCCUAAUAAGAGAAUGAAACUGAAUACUACUACUCAGCAGUCAAAUCAGGUAUCGGGUCCAGAUGUCAAUGCUCGUCCUUCGUUUUAUCUAAACCAGCAGCAGUUACAGCUUCUUAGUUAUUUUCAGCAAAACCAGGCAAAUCUUUCUCCUCAACAAAGGAAUCUUUUUCAACAACUACAGCAACAAUAUCAGCACAUGCAACAGCAUCAACAGCAGCAAAAAAUAAUGCAAAAUCAAUCGCCUCCGGGGCAAUCAUCUGUUCCUGUAUCUACUACAGGGACACAAAUUUUAAGUACUUCUGCAUGUUCUGUUGCACGCAGUGGGUUUGCAAGUGGCUACAUGUCACCAGAUUCUACUGCUACUCAAGUUCGUCCUUCUCCUUCAUUAUUAUCAUUAGAAGGGAAAGUUGUGAAUAGUUCUAAUCCUCAUAGUCAAUCAAAUCCGGCCAAUUUACAGGCACGAACUGCAUCUAAUAUGCCAACUUCUCAAUCCUGCCAGGUUACCACUACAACAGGUACCCAAAUGAUAACAAAGCCUUUGCAAUGCUCUAGUUCGCAAGUUCAACAUAUUCCUGGGUCGAGACAGAUGUUGUCAUCACAGGUGUCAAGUACCACCCAACCAUCAGUAGUGUUACAUGACAUAUGCGAUUCCAUUAGUGAUAAAGAUCUUCAAAUCUUAUUAUCUCAGAAGGACAUUUCUUCUUCAUUUGCUGAAGAUCUUUUAUUGCAGCUUUCUGGAGAAUCUCACUCAAAAUGCGCGAGUCAGAAAAAAAAUGGAUCACAUUCUGAGGAUACUACAGGACAAGAAACAAAAGAUACUUUAGCAUCUGAUCGUGAUGCCUUAAAAAGUUCAACUUCUUUUUCUACAUCAGUGCAGAAGAGAUCUACUUUUUCACAGGACCUCAAAUCAGACUCUAUUAAAGAGAAAGUUGAACAUGAGGAAUUUAAAAGUGAAUUAGAAUCACUCAGAUUUAAAAGUGAUUCAAAUCUGUGUUCUCCGGCUUCAUUAUCUAUAAAUAUGAGUUCAUCUCAGCUUUUAGCCGCAUGUAAAGGUUUGGAGAAAAACGGUGUCUCAAAUACAAGUAUUAUAUCUGAGCUUUGCCCACCUCCUUCUCCACCAGAUCCACCUUAUCCUCCUGCAAACAAAGAUCAACUGUUACCUCCAACUCCCAGUGUAUAUUUGGAAAACAAGAAAGAUGCAUUUUCUCCUCAACUACAAGAAUUCUGUUUGGCACAUCCUAUUGCUGUGAUACGUGGUUUAACAAGCGUUUUGAAACUUGACCUUGGAUUGUUUUCGACAAAAACUUUAGUUGAAGCUAACCCUGAUCAUACUAUUGAAGUAAGAACACAAUUAAUGCAGUCGUCUGAUGAAAAUUGGGACGCAGAAAGGAGAAAGCAAGUCUGGCGAUGUGAAAGUCAUAGAUCACAUACUUCAAUUGCGCGUUAUGCUCAGUAUCAAGCUUCUUCCUUCCAAGAGUCAUUAAGGGAUGAACAUGAAAAGAUUGCUGGUGGGCAGGCUACACGAGAGUCUGACAGCGAUUCUAAUUCUUCAGUAUCAAGGAGUAAAAAAGGAAGAAAAAAUAGUUUUUUCAAAACUAUUAAGUUCGGAACAAAUGUAGAUUUAUCUGAUGAAAGAAAAUGGAGACCUCAACUUCAAGAACUCACUAAGUUGCCGACAUUUGUAAGAGUUGUAUCUGCAGGCAAUAUGCUAAGUCAUGUUGGGCAUGUUAUAUUAGGGAUGAAUACUGUACAGUUGUAUAUGAAAGUUCCCGGGAGUCGGACACCUGGUCACCAAGAAAAUAAUAAUUUUUGUUCUGUCAACAUAAAUAUUGGCCCAGGGGACUGUGAAUGGUUUGGAGUAUCUGAACCAUACUGGGGAGUUAUCCAUAAUAUGUGUGAAAGGAAUAGUUUAAACUUCCUGCAUGGCUCAUGGUGGCCAAUUUUGGAUGAUUUAUUUGCUGAAAAUAUACCUGUGUAUCGCUUUUUGCAAAGACCAGGGGACUUGGUAUGGGUCAACGCUGGUACAGUGCAUUGGGUUCAGGCUGUGGGCUGGUGUAAUAAUAUUGCCUGGAAUGUUGGCCCAUUGACUGCUAAACAAUACCAGUUAGCAGUAGAACGUUAUGAAUGGAAUAAACUUCAAAGCUACAAAUCUAUUGUUCCUAUGGCUCAUUUAACAUGGAAUCUAGCCCGUAAUCUUAAACUCUCGGACAGAAAGCUUUUUGAGCAAAUCAAGUACUGUCUUUUAAGGACACUUCGGCAAUGUCAGAUGACACUUGAUUUCUUAAAGGAAUUGAAAAAAGAAGUAAAGUGGCAUGGCCGGGGGAAAAAUGAAGCAGCACAUUAUUGCACAAUUUGUGAGGUGGAGGUAUUUAAUAUACUUUUCGUGAAAGAAGUUGACAAAAAACAUUUAGUGCAUUGCUUGGAUUGUGCAAGAAAGUGCAGUCCUGUGCUGGAGGAUUUCGUUAUGUUAGAAGAAUACACAAUGGAGGAUUUGAUGGAGGUUUAUGAUAACUUCAUUCUUCAUCCCGUUCCCCAUUCAAGUUCAACAAUUUAAGGUGCCAUUCCAUUUAUAUGACUGUCCUAAAAGUGGUAUUAUGGAUUGAUGCAUUUUAACCAACUUCACUGCCAUUACACAUUCAUUCCCAAUUACCGUUAAUUUUCAUGGAAAUUGUUCUUGAGUAACCAACUCUUGUUAUUUGAUAAAUAUAUAAAGAAACUAUUGCACCGUUGCCUCCUGCAUUUAAAGUUUUGUACAGUUCUUGGAAUUUGUAAAUUUCACUCUGUAACAACUGCACCCUGACAUUAGCUUGCAUAAAGUUCAGUGAUACUGUACAGCUCUGUGAAAAAACUGUAGAUAAUUUCACUUGAUGUAUUGAGAGAAGUUAAUAUGUAAAUAAGUUAUUUUGCAUCAUCCUUGUUGAUAGCAAAGUCUAUGUGCAUAUAAUGUAAGGUUGUAUAGUUCUAACAUCACAAAAUGAUGCUAAUUCAGUAACAUUUUUAAUCAUUUAACAUUUUUUAUUGAGAUUGGAAGAACUGUGUAAAGAUUUAAAACAUGUUCCAUGCUGAAACUGUUAAAGAUUGGCUAUGAAUGCAAUAUGUCAAUUUUUAAUUUUGUAAUUUUCAAUGAAAGUGUAAUAGUUUAAUUGGAGUCAAAAAAUGUGGCAUUAAUUUUUUGAAUGUAUGUGUGCUUGUUUCGCUCUAGUAGUUUGUUGUAUGUGCUUUGAAUUUGAUGUAUACAAAAAUUUUACAUUUUAAUUUGAAAUGUUAUUAUUGUGUUUCAUGUUGGUUUUCAUGGGAUUGUGUUAUUUUGUAACAAAUUUAAAAAUAACUUUUAUUUAUUUUAUUCAAUUUAUAAUUUCGGUACAAGUGUGAAGUAGCCUAUUCCAACGAAAUCAAUUAAAAUGUAAAAAUGUAUGUAUGUAUUUUUUUAAAAAAAAUUGUUAUUAUAGAAUAUAAAGAAAUUUAACGUUUCUUCAGCGUAUUUGAAAAUUUUUGUAUUGUUGUAAAGAUUAAUAUUGGUGGAAACUGUAUUUCUUCUCAGCUAUACUAAUUAAAAAUGCUUUUAUUUUUAUUUUAAAGUUUUGGAAUUAGUCUUUAAAAAGCUUUCUCAAACAAUAUUAGUUUAUUAAAGUAUUAAAAUACAUAAAUUUUUACAAAAAAGUGUUAUUAUAGAAAUUUAAUGUUUCGUCAGCAUUUUUGAAAACUGUUGUAUUAUUUUUGAUGAUUAAUAAUGAUGGGAAUUAUAUUUCUCCUCAUAAAUGCAAUGAAGCUUUUUUUUAAUUCAAUUUAUAAUUCUGACAUUAAUGUGAAACUGCCUUUUUCAACGAAAUCAAAUGUUUGAAGUGUAAAGAUUUAUGUAUUUUAAUAAAAAUAAUUUAUUAUAGAAAACAUAGAAAUUUAGUGUUUCAUCAACUUCAUUUGGAAAUUGUGGUUUUAAUAUUUGUGGAAAUUAUAUUUCUGCUCAGCUAUGCAAAUGAAACUUCUAUAUUUUUUAUUCAAUGUAUAAUUUUGGUAGCAAUAUGAAAAAGCCUUUUCCAACGAAAUCAAUUGUUUGAUGUGUAUCGAUAUAUGUAUUUUAACAGAAAUAACUUGUUGUUAUUAUAGAAUAUAAAGAAAUUUAACAUUUCAUUAGCAUAUUUGAAAAUUUUUGUAUUAGUAUUAGAGAUAAAUAUCGAUGGAAAUUAUAUUUCUGCUCAACUAUGCAAAUGAUUUCAAUAUAUAUAUUUUGUUCUGAGCAUACAUAUUACCCAACAUAAAAAAACUAAACCCCUUUAUGUCAAGAUAUGCUUAUGAAUUCAACUUGUCUGAAUAUGUGUAAAUUUAAAUCAAGCCUUACAGAGGAAAUACAUUUUGCUGUUAAAAGUUGUUUUACAUUUUAUGUCAGUUUUGUUAAAAUGCACUGUAAAAAGUUUAAAAUUGCUUAUUUUGUUAUAUAAUGUGCAUUAAUAUCUACAUCUGCAAAGAAAAUAAAUUAUUUUGAAAUCAAAACUUUUGUGUGUAGUUUUGGCAUGUAGGUGUUCUGAGUUUUGUAAGAAAUGCUUAAACUGUUUUUCAAUAAUCUAGACAAUAUAUUUGUACAGUAGCCUUCAAUUAUGCUAUGUAUACUAAUAUCUGUACAUUGCUGAAUUGUAAAAAUGUUAUGUAUCAUGUCAAAAGGAUUAUUGUAGAUACGAUUGAUUGGCUGGUACAGAUAUUUAAUUUAAUUUUCGGAAAGAUGAAAAUGUGGUCUUGCUGUUUUCGGUUAUGAUCUAGUUGAUGUUAAAGUCAGUUUGGUAUAAUGGCGUCACGAAUCUGAGAACUAUGUGUUACCAUUAUCAUACACAAAUUUAAACACCAAAUACAGGUGUAUUUGUGGACAGUUCUAGUCCACACAUAAUUUACUGCCAGGUAAUUUAUACACCAUCUCUGUGUUCAAUGCUAACUAACACUGCCAAGAAACCAAACAUGUGAUAACUACCAAUUAUGAAUGAAAACAAAAACACUGAUAUUUUGUACAAUUUACUGCCUUCACUUUUAUUGAACAAAUCUGUUCGAUUCACUUUAUUUUCAUGUGCCAACAGCUGAUAAUAACCUAUUCCAUUCAUGUUGUCCCUUUCUAGAACUUCAGUUAUUUAAUCCUGAAAAUAAACUUAAAUCAUCCUGUUGAUUGUUUAAGUUUCUCUAUCUCAGGAACAUUUUAUUUGUAAAUUGCAUUUUGAAUACCUCAUAUCACAUUAGGAGCAGUGAAUACUUGUUUCUUAUUGUUUAUAUUGGUGUGUAUAUUUUUGUUUAGAAUUUUGUGUUUAUGCAGUUUUAACUUUUUUCUCUUUGUAAGGGUUGUCAUUAAAAACUUGUUCAGUUGUAGUUUCUUUGAUUUUUCCUUAUUUUAUUUAUACAGUGAUGUUUGUAUUUAUGAAAUUGUGCCAGCAAGAAUAAAAAUUGUUUUAGGAA